AUGUACCGGAGGGGGGUCGCUGCGCAAGUGCAGCUAAGACAGCUUCCUUCCCAUUCAUAUAGAAAGCUCAUCUGCUGUACGCAAGCCUUUUUUGCUCCCUUCUCAAUCCAAGCAUCAAUCACUCAUCAAACAACACACCGUCCUUGCUCUUUAGCAGUAAACAUACCCUCAAAUUUCCACCUCACCAACAAAACAACCAUCAUCAUGUCCGGAAACUCAAACGUUGGCAACAGCGCCGUUUACGAGGCUGGCGAUCAGAGAAAUGCCAAAGAGGAGGAGACCAACAACGCCGAGCGUUUCCACGAGGGCAAGGAGCACUCUCACUUGGCGACAGACUCCAAGGAUGAGCGUUCCAUCGCCAACAGACUCGCUGCUGAGGAGAAGAAGAACAAGGAAGGUGAUGAGGAAGAGUCCCUCGAGACCCGCCUUGGCAAGGAGGACGCCACACUCCCCGCCAAGCUGCACGGUAACAAGCCUUCCAGGGGCGCCGAGAUCGAUAAGCAGCUCCAGGAGGAGGACGAGCUCCGCCUGAAGCAAAAGGCUGGAAAAUAG
Messenger RNA from Colletotrichum costaricense, 552 nucleotides. RefSeq lists its product as uncharacterized. The record is from RefSeq and is a predicted model, not a curated record. Bases 1 to 552 code for a protein of 183 amino acids. Lineage: Eukaryota; Fungi; Ascomycota; Sordariomycetes; Glomerellales; Glomerellaceae. The transcript is spliced from 3 exons.